CAAAACCGGCCUUUUUCUUCUUCAGCUUCUUCCGGCUCGUUCCGAUCGCCACGCCAUGGCGCGGGCGUCGCCAGCGGUCGCGCGGUUCGGCCGAGCCAUUGCUGGUUAGGCGGAUGAUGGAGGACUUGCAGGCCUUUUCGAAAGCCAGCCAGUGGCAGCUGGCACUGGGCGUCAGCUGGCACUUGGGCGUGGCCAAACUCAGCGCUUACACCUAUGGCUUGCUCUUACGCGCACUGACGAAAGGUGUCCAAUGGACGAUUGCGCUGGAGGUCCUGGACACGAUGCCCCACGCACAGGUUCAACCCAACCUCAUCAUCUUCAACUCAGCCAUUGCCUGCUGUUCGGCCGGAGCGGCUUGGCCUCAUGCCCUACGCUUGCUGCAGGUGAUGCAAACAGAGAUGUUGCAGGCGGAUGUGAUCAGCUGCAGUUCGGCCAUCAGCGCAUGUGAGAAGGGUCUUCAGUGGCGAAAGGCGCUGGAGGUCUUUGAGUCCAUGUGGCGGAGUGCCCUGCGCUUGGACGUGAUUUGUUGCAACUCCGUCCUGAGUGCCUGCGAGAAGUGCGGUCAAUGGCCACAAGCCUGGCAGCUCUUCCACACCAUGGCCCAGGACGAGCUCACACCCGUGACCAACAGCUACAACGCACUCAUCAGCGCCUGUGCCGCAGGCAAUGAGUGGCAGCGGUCCCUUCAGCUACUGGAGGAGCUGGGCGAUUCCGGCGACGCCAUCAGCUACGCCGCGGCCAUCGCCAGCUGCGGAGGUGCUCAUUGGCCCUUGGGGCUCCACCUCCUCGCGCAAUCCACCACCACGAGCUCCUCGCGCGGUCUGCGACGCAGCACGCGCGGUCCGCGCCCGGUCUGCGACGCAGUGACCUGGGCCACGGCGCAGAGCUGCUGUGUGGCGGGAAGCCAGUGGCACCGAGCUGUCGCGUUGCUGGACUCCAUGGAGCAGCUUCGCUGGAACUUCGCUGCGACCAACUUCCAGGUGGCCAUCAGUGCAUGCGAUGCUGCCGGGGCGGCAGACUUGGCACGGCAGCUGCUGAGGCGUUGGCCGUGUUGGAGCUUGGAAGGCUUCAAUAGUGCGGUGAGUGCUCAGAGGGGCAUCUACUGGCAGCAGGCCUUGGAGUUGCUGGACCGGGCUGAAGAGCUACAGUUACAGCUGGAUUUGAUCACCUACAGCGCUGCCAUCAGCGCAUGCCAGCGCCACUGGCACUGUGGGUUGGAGCUUCUGGGCCGCCUGCAACGUGAAGGGCUAACGGCAAACGCGGUGGUGUGGACUACGUGUUUGCGUGCAUGUGUCUUGGGUGAGCAAUGGCAGGCUGCCCUGGAUCUGUUCGAGCAGAUGCAGAGCCAGAAGCAGCUGACCUUGUUGGCGUUCUGCGACCUUUUCUCAGCGCUGGCCGAGCGUUCCUCUGUUCUGGCCGCCACGCUGGCAGAGCAGACGGAGCUUUGGCUUUUGCUUCAGCUGAGGAGAGCUACACGCGACGGAAGACAUUGAAACCGGCGGCAGAACUGCUGGGGGCGCUCGUGAGUCGGGGCGUUGGAACCUGCGACGGGGGACACCGCGGGUGGAAAAGAGCUCAAGCAAGUUUGGAGACGUGGAGGUGUGUUCUUUUCUUUUUUUGGAGGUGUGUUUUGGCAUCU
Durusdinium trenchii is the source of this 1639-nucleotide messenger RNA. The record is from the annotation of a GenBank genome assembly. Lineage: Eukaryota; Dinophyceae; Suessiales; Symbiodiniaceae.